Bactrocera dorsalis (oriental fruit fly) is the source of this 818-nucleotide messenger RNA. RefSeq lists its product as uncharacterized. The transcript is spliced from 2 exons. Lineage: Eukaryota; Metazoa; Arthropoda; Insecta; Diptera; Tephritidae. The coding region runs from base 71 to 619 and encodes 182 amino acids. The record is from RefSeq and is a predicted model, not a curated record.
UAUUAAAGGUGAAUGGAACCACAGACAGUGGCAAUCAAUUAUCAUUUUUAAUAAAAAAAUUUAGAGCAAGAUGUUUAAAAGACAUUGUGUAUCGCUUUUAUUAGCGUUCAGUGCGUUCAGUUGCCUGACAGUUGUAAACGCUGCGGCUGUAUCGCACAUAGCCUUCAUGAAGGACGCCAAUUUCAAACCAAAGUGUCCUUUAACUGUGCAAACAGAACCGUUACAAAAGCCGCUGGUAUUACUGCGUUUGUCACAAUCCUCGUUUGAUGCCACAGAUGCGGAAUUAGCGGAGAAAGAAGAAGCGGACAUGGAUGUGAGCGAAGAAAACGAUGAUGAAAUUGAACACGAGCGUAAUCCAAAUGGAUAUAGACUUGUUGAGCUCAACAAAGCGCAGUUGCAAAAACUUAUUGACAGCGGCAAACUGCAGUUGGUCGAGAAGCCGGGUACAAGCUCAAGCGCAACAAUGCUACAGGUACACAAUGAGGAUGCGGACAAUUGGAUGGCUGACGAUGAACGCUCGAAAAAGCGGCCCUGGCGUAAAAUUCAACGUAUUAUACGUCGGCAGCUGGUUAAGAAACCGAAGCGAUAUUUCAAAAAAAUUGCCCAUCAAAUUGGUUGAGUAUAAGUAAUCAAAUGAAUAUUUUAAUGAAAUUAAAUGAUGAAUGAAUUUCUCUGAGUUUUUUAGAAAAUAAACGGCAAUUGACUUUUAAACAGUUUUUGUAAAUUUUAAUAUAUAUUUUUAUCCUUUAAACACGUUUAUUAGACCAGAGCAGUUAAUAUGUGAAAGCAAAAAAAAUUACAGUAAGAAAAAAAUUUUA